AGCGUGAUGGAUCCCCAAGACUGCCCCUGCGCAACUGGUGGUUCUUGUACCUGUGCUGGUUCCUGCAAAUGCAAGAAUUGCAAGUGUACUUCCUGUCAAAAAAGCUGCUGCUCCUGUUGCCUGGUUGGCUGCAGCAAGUGUGCAAAGGGCUGCAUCUGCAAAGAGCCGCUGUCAAAUAAAUGCAGCUGUUGUGCCUAA
Molecule: messenger RNA, 198 nt
Organism: Eublepharis macularius
Lineage: Eukaryota; Metazoa; Chordata; Lepidosauria; Squamata; Eublepharidae
Product: metallothionein
Exons: 1
Coding region: 7-198 (63 amino acids)
Molecular function (GO): metal ion binding
Source: RefSeq, a predicted model, not a curated record